CGGCCGCGUGCGCGCCGACUCUCGCACUUUCUCCGCUUUAGGCGCCCAGGCUCUAAGACAGAGCGACAGCCAUCAACAGCGGAGGCAGAAGGCCGGCCUGCAGUCCGCUUCGACAUUCUCAGGUUCGAGGCGGGAGCAUGUAGCCCCCACGCGAACCUCGCCCCUUAACGGCCCGCCGCUCGCGCAGCUCUGCAGAGAGAGCGUGGCGGUAGGGUUAGCACCCAUUGGUCCGUCGCAGCCCUCCGCCCGCCCACUCGCCACGCUUAUUGGCCGGAGUGGCGGCGCCCGCUGGGUAGGCGGUGGCGGCGUCCCUCCCUCGCGCCUGCCCUCAAGAGGGCGACGAGGAAGCGGCCACCUCCCUGCGCCCCGCCCCUUCGGCUGGCUUGCUGGCUCCCGGCUCCUCCUGACGUACCCCAGCUCCUCACAGGUCUUCCCGGCGCUCUCCUAGCUCCCUCCUGCUCCGGCUCCGGCUCGGCGGCAGCGGGCAGUUGCAGUGGUGCAGAAUGGCUGACCUCAGUCUUGCAGAUGCAUUAACAGAGCCAUCUCCAGAAAUUGAGGGAGAGAUAAAGCGGGACUUCAUUGCCACACUAGAGGCAGAGGCCUUUGAUGAUGUCGUGGGAGAAACUGUUGGAAAAACAGACUAUAUUCCUCUCCUGGAUGUUGAUGAGAAAACCGAGAACUCAGAAUCAAAGAAGAAACCAUGCUCAGAUACUAGCCAGGUUGAAGAUACUCCAUCUUCUAAACCAACACUGCUAGCCAAUGGUGGUCAUGGAAUAGAAGGGAGCGAUGAUACUACAGGGUCUCCAACUGAAUUCCUUGAGGAGAAAAUGGCCUACCAGGAAUACCCCAACAGCCAGAACUGGCCAGAAGAUACCAACUUUUGUUUCCAACCUGAGCAAGUGGUCAAUCCUAUCCAGACUGAUCCCUUUAAGAUGUACCGUGAUGAUGGCCUGACAGAUUUGGUCUUUAUCUCCGGUGGAACAGGCAAUUCUUCAAUAUUUACAGGACAAAGUGAUCCCUUGAAAGACAGCUAUGGUAUGUCUCCCUGCAACACAGCUGUUGUACCUCAGGAGUGGUCUGUGGAAGCCUUAAACUCUCCAUACUCACAGUCCUUUGUUUUCCCAGCGGCCAGUGCAGAACCUCCUCAGCCAACAGCAGAGCUAGCCAAGGAGAUAGAAAUGGCGUCAGAAGAAGAGAGGCCACCAGCACAAGCAUUGGAAAUAAUGAUGGGACUGAAUACUAUGGAUAUAGCACCGUCUAAAGAAACAGAGAUAGCCCUCACCAAGGACAUUGCACAAGAAGUGGCAUUGACUAAAGAUAUGGAACCACCCACCAAAUUAGAUGUGACUCUGGCCAGGGACACACAGCCAUCCAUGGAAUCAGAUAUGGCCCCAGUCAAGGACAUGGAACUACCCAUAGAAACAGAAGUGACCCCAGUUAAGGAUGUUGAAUGGCCCACAGAAACAGAUAUGUCUUUGGCCAAGCAUGUGGUACUGCCCACAGAAACAGGGGUAGCCCCAGCCAAGAAUGUGACACUGUUCAAAGAAACAGAGAGGGCACCUCCUAUAAAAAUGGACUUGUCCCCUUCCAAGGACAUGGGACCUUCCGAAGAAGACGAGAUAGCCCCAGCCAAGGGUUUGGUGUUACCCUCAGAAAUAGAGGUGGCACAGGCUAAAGACAUUAUAUCAUCCACAGAAAUAUCCUCCGCUGAGAAAGUGGCUUUGUCCUCCGAAACAGAGGUAGCCCUGGCUGUCGACAUGGCACAGCCCCCAGAAACCAAUGUGGUCUUGACCAAGGAUAAAGCACUGCCUUUAGAAGCAGAGGUAGCCCCAGUCAAGGACAUGGCUCAACUCCCAGAAACAGAAAUGACCCUGGGCAAGCAUAUGGCUCUGUUCACAGAAAAAGAAGUGGCUUCAUUGAAGAAGGACAUAUCUCCACUGUCAGAAACAGAAAUGGCUUUGGGCAAGGAUGUGACUCCACCUCCAGAAACAGAAAUAGUUCUCAUCAAGAACAUAUGUCUGCCUCCAGAAACAGAGGUGGUCCUGACUAAGGACCAGGUCCCAGCACCCAAAACAGAAGCAGCCCUGACUAAGAAUGGGGUUCUGACCCCCGCCAACAAUGUGACUCCAGCCAAAGAUGUUGCACCACUCUCAGAAACAGAGGCAACAUCAGUUCCAAUUAAAGACAUGCAAAUUGCACAGACACAAAAAGGAAUAAGUGAGGAUUCCCUUUUAGAAUCUCUGCGGGAUGCCGGGCAGUCAGCUGCACCUACUUUGAUGAUUUCACCAGAACCCAUCACAGAUAUGGGGGGAAAGUGCAGCUUGCCAGCCAAUGAAGAUUAUGUGUUAGAAAAACUAGAGGAAAAGAAGCCAUGCAACAGUCAACCUUCUGAGCUUUCUUCAGAGACCUCAGCCAACUUCAUGUUUUCCGGUACCCCUCCCACACAAGCCAAACAAGCUUGCAGACCCAGUGACCACAGGUCAGCCCGGCCCAAGCCUGCCAGGGUCCCUCCUGAGCUGCUGGGAGGCCCUCCUCCGUGGAAGACUCUUGAUCACAGGCUGGGCCACUGCUCUUUGUCUGAGUCAGGUUGGGUCUCUGGUUCAUCCUCCUGUGGUGAACCUAGGAACCAAAGGAAAAGUAUUCAUGUCGACUCACUUGAACCCCAGAGGGAUCUUGGCAGGGAGUCCUGGGAUAUAGAAAGCACACCAAUGAUGAUGAAGAAAAAGAAGAAGAAACCAAAACAAAAGAGAUACUCUCAACCCCGGGCUGGAGGACCUUGGAAUGAUGACAAUGCAGAUAAGCCUAAAGGUCAUCCCUUUCCAACUGACACACAAAAAGCAGGUGUUCUUCCCAGCCAAUCUACCAAUAUGGGUACAGAAUAUGGACUUGUAUCUGGAGAAAACUUGAAAAGGGAAUGUGUAGUUGACUCUAGUGCAGCCAGACUGGUAGCUGAGAACUUUGUCUUAGACAGUCUCAGAAUUCCUUUAUGUCCUUCAGAAGAACCCCCCAAAACUGCAGUAAGUUCUCAGUCCACACUGAGAGGAGAUGAAGAGAGCAAAGGUAACAAGUCAGUACCACAAAGCCAAGACAAGAAAUUGCUGAAGCAACAUGAAUACAAACCACAGCCUGCGCCCCACCUGAAGAUUCCUGUAGAUAAAAGCCAGUUAGUAGGCCCUCUAAAUCUGAAAGGGCCCCUAGCAGAAGUUUCAGCAUACAAUGUAGAAACUCCUUUGGAUAGCACACUCAAAGAAGGUUGCUCUCCUGUCUUGGACCAAGAGGUUAUGGGUAUAGUUUUAAAACCCACAGCAGCAAAAGAACUACCAAAUUUGAUAGCAAGUAAUCUAUUAGAAUGUAAUCUAAAAGAAGGGAAUAAUGAAAGCAAAAUGACUAAACUGCAGAAUGUCAAACAGAAAGAGUUUCCUGAAGGAGCUGAAGAGGAUAAAGAACUAAAAAAGGAAGUUUUUCCCAAGCAAAGACAAGAGAUUAGUAUCUUUACUUCUGAGCAGCUGCAGGGCCAAGUGAUGGUACAGGUCCCUGGGCUAGAGAAUGAACCAUUUAAGAGAAUGGCAAGUGAUGGCAAAAGCAGGAAGGGAAGGGGAAGUUCUGGGAAAAUGAGAACAGAUUCUAGGAAGGUAAAAGCAAAAUCUGAGCUGCCGUUUCUUCUGGACAGCCAGAAGGAAGGAAGGGCUGUCCUCACACAGAGUGAGCCAGUCCCUAAAACUGAAGGAAUGGCUACUCAGGAUAAGAGUGAGGAGCUGGGGCUGAAUUCUUCAAAGCAACCAGACACUAUGACUGAUCUCAUGGAAGCAGCAGUGAUAGGGGAGCCUAAAGAGACUACUCAGCUUAAGGUGGCAGACACCUUGCAGGCAUUGAUUCCCUUGGAAAGUAGAUCAGACAUGACUCAGACUUCUGGUGUUAGGACAGAAACAGGAGAUGGAGGCAAAGAUAUGGGUGUCAGUAACCAGAGCAAGGAAGGAAAAUGUCAUUGGAAGGAUCAUGAGGCAGCUCCCUGGAUUUCUGAAAAGCCUAAAAAGAGAGGCAAUGAAGGCAAAAGCAGAAAGUUUCGAAGUAAUUAUUCCACACAGCCUGCUAAAAUGGAGAGGAAGGAAGAAAUCCUCAGUCUACCUUUUGAAGGGAAGGAUGGAGUUGCUGGUAGUAUUCCCCAUAAAAGCAAGGAAUUAGGACUAACUUUCCCCCAAACACAUGAUUCUUUGUUCUCACAUACACCAGGUACACCCACAGUCGAGGUAGUUGACAGAAAGGGUGGAAAUGUUGAGGUUAAUUUUGUUGAGCUUGGGACUCUUGAGGAAAACAAAACAAGUACAGUCAAGGCUUCUGCAGUUACUGAACCAGCUGCCAAGGUGACAGAUGUGCACUGCCAAGAGCAAAUCCAGGGAGCAGGAUUUGUUCCUUCAGUAGUAGCUGAGGAGAAUGAGACAGAUGCAGCCAAUAGACACAGUGCAGUAGCUGACAAACCAAGUAAAAGGAGUAAUGAUGGAAAAAGUAAAAAGGUUAAAAAUAGUUCUCCUGAGAAACACAUUCUGGAGAAUAAGAUAGAUGCAACAAAAAUACAUGUUCCCAUGGAAACCACAGGGGACCAGGGAAUGGAAGGAAUGGCCUAUAUGGACGAAAAUAGAAAUAUUACAUUUACCUGUCCCAGAACACCAUCAGAACUGAUGAAUAAGUCAUUUCCUCCAGAGGUUCUGAAAUCAGCAGCCUGUGAAAAACUGCCCACUCCUACUUCUCAAGUAGUAAAGGAAGGUGAUUCCUUUCCAGAUACCUUGGCAAAAAAUGGGCAAGAGAGAACUCCAGCCCAGAUUUCUAAAUCAUUGGUAGUAGAUAACUACACCAAAGAUAGAGUCCCAGGUCAAGAAAGACUCAAGCCUCCAUCUGCUGUUGUGCCCUCUACAAGCACAGGAGGAGUUGUUCUGCCUAUUACAGUAGCCAUAGAAACAGUUAACAGUCAUGGAGAUAACUCUCUUAAGAAUAAAGGUAAGCUUGCUGAUUCCAUGAAAAAUGAAGCAGGGAUCGAUGAAGGGCAUGUGGUAGGAGAAUAUGAGUCAGUGCACAAUGGUGCAUCUAAGCAUUUAGUAGAGAAAGUCACAGAGCUAGCAAAAGGUCACUUCCUUCCUGGAGUGCCAGUAGAAGACCAGAGCCUACCAAGAGAGGUCGGAGCCCUAGAAGCAUAUGCAGAUAGAGGUAAUUUCCCAGCACAUUUAGUGAGUGAAGAGAAAGAGACUAAAGAAGGGUCUGCUGUAGUUCAACUUCCUGACUUACUAGAAGACAAAGCACAAAAGCUCAGUUUUUGUGAGGACCAAAAUGCUGAAGAUAGAAAUUCCAAGGGUCCAGAUAGUUUGAAUAAGCAGGUAAAUCUGACUCUUUUGUCUCCAAAAAGUGAAAAUGAUAAAUUGAAAGAGAUUAGUCUGACCUGUAAAAUCAUGGAAUUGGAAAGUGUUUCCUUGCCAACACCAGAAAUCAGGUCAGAUUUCUUACAUAGCAAAGCUGAAGCUCCUCCUUCAGAGAUGGCGGAUAAGUUAGUAAUAAUGACUGCUUCCAAGGGUGUUCGACUCCCAGAACCCAAAGAUAAGAUCUCGGAGACACCUCAGAAAAUGACAGAAAAAUCUGAAUCAAAGACACUGGGAGAAGGGAAAAAGGAAGAUAAAAGCAGAAUGACAGAACCAAUGAAAGGCUACAUGAGACCCACCAAGUCCCGUGGACUUACUCCACUUUUGCCAAAGUCUACAAUCCAGGAACAAGAGAGAUAUAAGCAACUGAAGUCCACUGGAGUAGCCAGGCCAGAAGAAGGAAGGCCUGCUGUGAGUGGGACUGGAAAUGACAUCACCACCCCACCAAACAAGGAGCUCCCACCAAGCCCAGAGAAGAAAACAAAGCCUUUGGCCUCCACUCAGCCUGCAAAGACUUCAACAUCGAAAGCCAAAACACAGCCCACUUUUCUCCCUAAGCAGCCAGCUCCCACCACCACUGGUGGGUUGAAUAAAAAACCCAUGAGCCUUGCUUCAGGCUUAGUACCAGCUGCCCCACCCAAACGCCCUGCUGUCGCCUCUGCCAGGCCUUCCAUCUUACCUUCAAAAGACGUGAAGCCAAAGCCCAUUGCAGAAGCAAAGGCUCCUGAGAAGCGGGCCUCACCAUCCAAGCCAGCUUCUGCCCCAGCCUCCAGAUCUGGAUCCAAAAGCACUCAGACUGUUCCAAAAGCCACAACAGCUACCGCUGUUGCCUCAACUGGGCCAAGCAGUAGGAGCCCCUCCACGCUCCUACCCAAGAAGCCCACUACCAUUAAGACUGAGGGAAAACCUGCAGAAGUCAAGAAGAUGACUGCAAAGUCUGUUCCAGCUGACUUGAGUCGCCCCAAGAGCACCUCCACCAGUUCCAUGAAGAAAACCACCACUCUUGGUGGGACAGGCCCUGCUGCAGGGGUGGCUCCCACCCGAGUCAAGCCCACACCUAUGCCGUCUCGGCCCUCCACAACUCCUUCCAUGGACAAGAAGCCCACCUCAGCCAAGCCCAGCUCCACCACCCCCAGACUCAGCCGCCUGGCCACCAAUGCUUCUGCUCCUGAUCUGAAGAAUGUCCGCUCCAAGGUUGGCUCCACGGAAAACAUCAAGCAUCAACCUGGAGGAGGCCGGGCCAAAGUAGAGAAAAAAUCAGAGGCAGCUGCUACAACUCGAAAACCUGAAUCUAAUGCAGUCACUAAAACAGCCGGCCCAAUUGCAAGUGCACAGAAACCACCUGCGGGGAAAGUCCAGAUAGUCUCCAAAAAAGUGAGCUACAGCCAUAUUCAGUCCAAGUGUGGUUCCAAGGACAAUAUUAAGCAUGUCCCUGGAGGUGGUAAUGUUCAGAUUCAGAACAAGAAAGUGGACAUCUCUAAGGUCUCCUCCAAGUGUGGGUCUAAGGCUAACAUCAAGCACAAGCCUGGUGGAGGAGAUGUCAAGAUUGAAAGUCAGAAAUUGAACUUCAAGGAGAAGGCCCAGGCCAAGGUGGGAUCCCUCGAUAAUGUGGGCCACCUACCUGCCGGAGGUGCCGUGAAGACUGAGGGCGGUGGCAGCGAGGCUCCUCUGUGUCCGGGCCCCCCUGCUGGGGAGGAGCCGGCCAUCUCUGAGGCAGCACCUGAAGCUGGCGCCCCCACUUCAGCCAGUGGCCUCAGUGGCCACCCCACCCUGUCAGGGGGUGUUGACCAAAGGGAGGCCCAGACCUUGGACAGCCAGAUCCAGGAGACAAGCAUCUAAUGAUGACAUUCUGGUCUCGUCUUCCGUCUCCCCUGUUCCCCUCUUGUCUCCCUCGUUCCCCUCUCCCUUCCCUCCUCCCAUGUCACUGCAGAUUGAGACCUACAGGCUGACGUUCCGGGCAAACGCCAGGGCCCGCACCGACCAUGGGGCCGACAUUGUCUCCCGCCCCCCACACUUCCCUGGUGGCCCCAACUCAGGCUCUCGGGUCUUUGGCCCCCUUUCCCGGGCUGUCCACUAGAUCAGUGAGCGCUUAGGCGCCAGGCAGCCCGCUAGGCUCGCCUUCCCUCCUGCUUUGCGCCCUGGGGCAGCAGCAGCCCCGCCCACACCUCUCGCUCCUGGCUGGGCCCAGCUCCCUGCUUUGGUCUUGUCCCAUCACUGCGCCACUGCUCCGUGGAGAGGUUGGGAGGGGAUUGGAGUGGCUGAGGCUAAGUUGGAAUCUAAAAGGGGAGAACCAGAUUCUGCCCUCAUCUUUGUUUGGUUCUUUUGGUCCAAACCCAAAAGAAACAUGCCCUCCCUCCCUGGAGGGAAGAGUGGAGGCGGAUUCCAAGUGGUGACAGGACGCUGACCCUGGGGCUUAAGCCACUGCCUCUCCUUUUGGCCUCACAAAGGCAUCCCCCUCCCCUGCAGGUGGUAUCAGGCCCUUCUUGCUGCCCUGCCCCAAGUUAGGGGCCAGUGCUGUCCCCAUGCUUAACAUACCCACCUAGCUGCUGUCACAUUUCGUCUUUUUUUUUUUUUUUCCUAAUAACCUAAAAACUGGCAAAAUAGUUCUGCAGGUUGAAGCCAUGUCUACGUGAAAGUCCUCAGUAAGUGUUAGAGGGACAGGGCGAGGAGAUCCUUAUGCUGCCCCCACCGGAGGAUGUGGGCAGUUAGGGCCCUGGAGGUGGCGUGGCAGGAAGAGGAGUGCAGAGGCUGUGGCUGGUGACCGGGUCAGGCACACGAGGGGCUCGUAGAGCGGUGACUGGUUGGUCGUUUUGCCAUUUUGUGUGUAUGCUGCUUUUCUUUUCUAACCAAGAGGCUGGUUUUGGCAUCUCUGUCCCAUUCCCUGGAUCUGGUCGUGGUCAGCCCUAGGACAGCCAGGGCUAGAACAGAAAAGGGCCCAGGAGAUGGAAAUCCUUCGGGCCGGCACCCGCAACCUAGGACACGCAAGCCCUCAUGUCCAGGGGAGCCUCAUGCAGAUAGUGGGAAAUCAGGUCUGGAAAUGUAAAAAGGCAUGAGACUAAGGCCAUCUGCUUCCCUUAAUGCCCUGACUGGAGAGGGGAGGGAGGAGAGGCCAGGCCCAGCUAGGCCUUGGGAUGGCUGCAGUGAGGAGAAAUCCCGGGAACUAUAUUGACACAAAGAUUCUUAUUGCACUUGUAUUUUUUUGUAUCAAAGUUUGCAUGGUUUCUAAUAAAGGAUUAAAACAUAAGUUUGUAGUGAAAUGGCCUGGGAGAUUCCAAGGGCUUCUCUGGAGGGGCAUUGGCUGCAAUGCAGAUUGCCCCCUGAGGAUGCCCCAGACUUGGCCUCCGCAGGCCCCUUCCUGACCUCUGCCCUUCUCUGGUUCUGGGGUCCCUUGGAGCUGGAGAAGGUAGGGGUGUUGACUUAGGCUUCGAUGUGAUCUCCAUGUGCAGGGCCUGACAGGUCCUCCCCGUUUCCGAGGCAGCAGUGCCCUGGGGAGGUUUGACACCACGUCCCCAGCUCCCCAGGCACACACCAGGAGACUGCAGGGUCUCAUGGAGGAAGUGCUGCCUGAGCCCAGGGAACCGGCUUUCCUCCUCAGAGACCAUGUGCAGAGCGCUUUCGCUGUGCCUGAACAUGAGGGAACCAGUGUUUUCUCAGGAGGAGGAAGGGCCUGCUGUGCUGAAACUGGAAAGGAAGCAGUAAGGGUCGGGUGGUCAGGAGACACCACAGAGGUGACAGCACAGGCCCAGAGUACCUGCUGCCUCUGCUGCAUAUGUCCUGGGGUCAUGAGGAUGCUGAGGUUGAUGACAGGCUCCAAGUCCUUUCACUCCUUUGACCAAGGGUUAGAGGGAAGGAGGUGGCCCAAGUGGAGUGUUCUCUAGGUGGGCUGCAGGACUGGUCACGAGUUCUGAGAGGUCAUCUGGUCAUAGCUCCCUCAAGGAUCCCGCACGCCAGAGCACCUGAGAAGGCCGGGAGCAGAGGCCCUGUGUGAUGUGUACUCCACGGCUGUUUGGGGUGGGAUGUUUCUGUACUUCCCAAUUUGCUUAUGGCUCAGCCAUUACCUGUGUCGGUCUGUGAUUCUGUGUAACAGUUUUAAGAGUAAAUAAAGCUGCCUGAUGUCCCA
Messenger RNA from Saimiri boliviensis boliviensis (Bolivian squirrel monkey), 9525 nucleotides. RefSeq names its product microtubule associated protein 4 (gene MAP4). Lineage: Eukaryota; Metazoa; Chordata; Mammalia; Primates; Cebidae. The record is from RefSeq and is a predicted model, not a curated record. Gene Ontology annotation, cellular component: neuron projection. Gene Ontology annotation, biological process: neuron projection development; microtubule cytoskeleton organization. Gene Ontology annotation, molecular function: microtubule binding.